Messenger RNA from Lotus japonicus, 1422 nucleotides. RefSeq lists its product as uncharacterized. Lineage: Eukaryota; Viridiplantae; Streptophyta; Magnoliopsida; Fabales; Fabaceae. The record is from RefSeq and is a predicted model, not a curated record. The transcript has 5 exons. The coding region runs from base 147 to 1076 and encodes 309 amino acids.
UCAUUCGUGAUUAAAAGAAAGGAAAAACUUGAAAUUACAGGGACCAAAUUGAAAAAGAAGAAUGAGACGAUAAGAAAGGGUUUAGGGUUUUGAAAUUGCAGGGUUUAAGCAACAAAUUAUCUAUCUGCGAGCUGAGCUGAUUGAUAAUGGGGAAAGGAGAUCUCUGGGACGAUUCAGCUCUCAUCAAUGCCUUCGACAACGCUGUUUCCACCUACAAGAAAAUGCAUCGCAAUGACAAAACCAAGAACAAAGAUUGCUCCGCUGAAGAAUCUGACGAUGUGGUCGGAGAAAAUGGCUCCAACGUCGAGGAUGAUGCUGAAGGGAAAAACAAUGUUCUAGCUACCAAUGUGCCUGAUUCAGGUGAAACUAGUUAUGUACCAAAAUUGGAAGAAAAUCAUGAUGCAGGGUCAAAUGUGGACCAGGCUAAUCCAGAUCCAACAAAUGGUCAAAUGCCAAGUGGGCAUGAUGGUUAUGCGUAUGAGCGAGGCGCUGAUGAGUAUAAUCAGUUAGUUGCGGAGUACUAUGAACUUGAGGAGAAAAGGUUGAAGAUUUUGGAGCAAAUCAAUCAAUAUGGUGGUUGGAAUUACCAAUAUGCGGAUCCUGCGGCUAGUUCUGGUGUACCGGAUGUACCGUACUCUAAUUCUCAAGAUUAUUCGAUGUCGGCAUACCAAGUUUCUGAUCUGAAUGUUGUAUGUUCUUGUUGCCCGUGUUUUAGUCAAUGUGGCUCGGCUCCUUGCACUUCAGUUCCUAGUUGUUCUGUGGGUGGAACAUGUGCUGGUAAACCUUGUGACAAUAAUUCUGUGGAAUUGGAUAAGAAAAUGUUGUUUCCUUGUGAAGAUGAGAAAAUCCGUAAAAUGGCUAUGGGAGCAGCAGAGAGGGUUCUAUCUGCUGUUAGAACAAACAUUUCGAGUGAUCUUAAUGUAAAUGAGGAGAAAGAGAGAAAGGAUUCUGAACUUGAACAGAUUGGUGGCUCAGAAACGGAUCUUACUGCUGUUCUGAAUGCUUGGUAUUCCGCUGGCUUCUAUACUGGAAAGUAUCUUGUUGAACAAUCUAUUGGAAAUAAAAGACAGGAAUAAACUCGGAAGAUUUUCAAGUGGAAGCAAAGCAGCAGUGUCCUCAUCUUGUCAAUAUACUAAAUAGUCAGGGUACUAAAUAUACAUUUUUACAUCAUUGCUAAAGCAAGAGAGUGCUCGUUUUGUGAUCGAAUUGGAAUUGCUGGCUAAAUGCUAGUUUUGUGAUCUCAUUGGAUUGCCGGCUAAUUACAAAUUUUGAUGUCUUGUUACAAGUUUUCUUAGCAAUAUUUUGUUUUGCAUUGUUAGGGAAUGUUUUUGAUCUCUGCUGCAGACAUGGAGAUAUGGGGCCAAGUUUGGUGUUGAAUGCUGUAGACCUUUAAAAUGCACAAAUCAUUGUAGUUGUUUUACA